Molecule: messenger RNA, 2740 nt
Organism: Rattus rattus (black rat)
Lineage: Eukaryota; Metazoa; Chordata; Mammalia; Rodentia; Muridae
Gene: C6H2orf42
Product: chromosome 6 C2orf42 homolog
Exons: 10
Coding region: 578-2302 (574 amino acids)
Cellular component (GO): nucleus
Source: RefSeq, a predicted model, not a curated record
GGCUUAGGGCGAAAAAUAGAGGCGGAAAACGUUCGGGGAACUGUGUGUCGGAUUGAUGACAUUUCUGCUGGGCCCUCACUUGGCACCGGAAGUGAGCGUCUAGCGAAGGAUGCCGGGAAGCAGGUCGCAUGGGAAGUGCGUUUAGCAACCGGCCGUUCCCGGAAGCUGCGCUUAGGCGCGUUCCCCUAAACAACACAGGGGUUGUGGCCCGGACUCUGUUAUUUGACAGCAACCAGGCUGAUUCUGCAAUCAAUAAAGGUCUGCGGGCUGUGUCGUUUCGAUCCAACCCGACAGUUUUAUUCCUAAAAUGGGCUGCCAAGUGUUCUACCUAGAGGAGCUGGAAUUUGACUGGAACCCUAAGCAAGAGCUUUGCCGGUGGGGAUGGAAUGUCUGCAGUGUUACAUCAGAGUUCAGCCUUCAGAGGACUUAGGCCAAGUGGCACACCUCACUACAAAUGAGCUUGCCUGGUUUUGUGCUAUCUGAUCGUCACAAACUAAUGAAACACAUGUUAGGUCUUAAGGACACAAGUUCCACUGUUCUCCAGGUGCCCUGGCAGCUGGUACAGGGACUGUGAACAAUGGAACCAAACUCUCAGAGGACUAAAGUCCCAGCUUUCUUAUCUGACUUGGGGAAGGCCACAUUGAGGGGAAUCAGGAAGUGUCCCCGAUGUGGUACGUACAAUGGAACCCGUGGGUUGAGCUGUAAGAACAAGACAUGUGGAACCAUAUUUCGCUAUGGUGCCCGAAAGCAGCCUAGCAUUGAAGCUGUCAAAAUCAUCACAGGCUCUGAUCUACAGGUCUACUCGGUGCGGCAAAGAGACCGAGGCCCUGACUACCGAUGCUUUGUGGAGCUAGGUGUUUCAGAGACCGCGAUCCAGACCGUGGAUGGUACAAUUAUCACUCAGCUGAGCUCUGGCCGAUGUUAUGUCCCCUCCUGCUUGAAAGCUGCCACUCAGGGCAUCGUGGAGAACCAGUGUCAACACAUCAAGCUAGCAGUGAACUGCCAGGCAGAGGCCACCCCUCUGACCCUGAAGAGUUCAGUCCUGAAUGCUAUGCAGGCUCCCCCAGAAACCAAACAGACCAUCUGGCAGUUGGCCACGGAACCUCCGGGUCCCCUGGUACAGAGAGUCACGAAAAGCAUUAUGGUAGUGAAGUGCAAAGCCAGCCAGAAGCACAGCUUGGGCUAUUUGCACACGUCCUUCAUGCAGAAAAUCAGCUCCAGAAGCUUGCCAGAGCGCCGUUUCUUCUGCUCCUGCCAGACUCUGAAGUCACACAAGUCCAGUGUCCCCAAGGCUGAGGCAGCCCCAAAGUGCAUCCACUUCUUUGCUUGCCUCUGUGCCUUUGCCAGUGAUGAGACAUUGGCUCAGGAAUUCUCGGACUUUCUAAAUUUCGAUGCCAGUGGUCUUAAAGAGAUCAUUGUGCCCCAGUUAGGCUGCCAUGCAGAAUCAUCUGUCUCAGCUUGUGAGUCCGCUGCCUCUAAGCCCCGGAAGAGGAAGAAGGAUGAAAUGUCUGGUGCACAGGUGACCAGCUCACUGAUGCCACAAGAUGCAGUAAACAGCAAUCUAAGGAAGAGUGGCCUGAAAAAGCCCAUGGUUACAUCAUCACUGAAAAGGCAGGUCUGUGGUCAGCUGUUAGAUGAGGCACAGGUGACCUUGUCUUUCCAAGACUGGCUGGCCAGUGUCACAGAGCGCAUCCAUCAGACCAUGCACUAUCAGUUUGACGGCAAACCAGAGCCCCUGGUGUUCCACAUUCCUCAGUCCUUUUUUGAUGCCUUGCAACAGAGAAUAUCCACAGGAAGUGCAAAAAAGCGGCUCCCCAACUCCACCACAGCCUUCGUUCGGAAAGAUGCCUUGCCCCUGGGAACCUUUUCCAAGUACACCUGGCAUAUCACUAAUAUUCUGCAAGUCAAACAAAUCUUAGACACCCCAGAGAUGCCCCUGGAAAUCACACGUAGCUUCAUCCAGAACCAGGAUGGGACUUAUGAGCUAUUUAAAUGCCCUAAAGUGGAAGUGGAGAGCAUAGCGGAAACCUACGGCCGCAUAGAGAAGCAGCCUGUGCUGAGACCUUUGGAGCUGAAAACCUUCCUCAAAGUUGGGAACACUUCCCCAGAUCAGAAGGAGCCAACACCCUUUAUCAUCGAGUGGAUCCCAGAUAUCCUCCCACAAUCCAAGAUUGGUGAGCUUCGAAUCAAGUUUGAGUAUGGUCACCACCGGAACGGACAUGUGGCUGAUUACCAGGACCCGAGGCCACCCAUGGACCAGCCUUUGGAGCUGGCCCCUCUGACUACUAUCACUUUCCCUUGAGGCAAAUCAAGAGUAUUUUGCAGAGUUUGCACAUCCCAACUGCUGAGGACUGUAAAUCCUAGUAGCACUUAUAUGAUCCCUGCCGAUGAACCGCACUUGGCUAAGAUGCAGUUACUCAGCCCAUCCGUGUGUGUUCUGCAGAAGACUUUUGUAAACAGCUUUGUGUGUACAGUCUUCGUUACAAAUUGGACACUUAUUUCUGACCAGAGUUUUAGAAGAAACAACAAAAGUCCAGCUCACUGGCUUCUCAUGGAGUCACCUGCAGCUUGUUUUCUGUAAUUCUCUAAAGUCACAGCACUGGAUCUUAGCUAACAGUGUUGGAAAGUUAAUGGUGCCCUGGGCCGAGCAGAAUCCUCUCUCUCUCUCUCUGCCUGAGAGCUCCAAUCAUACUCUUUAUCCUGAUAACAAAUAAAGUACAAUGUCACUAGUUUUUCCAAA